AUUCGUAAUUUGUUCCUCAAAGCAUCAUGAAUCGAUCAGUUUUAAUAUUUUUCGCGUUACUUUUUUCUAUUCAACGGGAGAUCCAAGGGCAUUCUGAAGAAAUUAUUUCUACCAGAUCUCCUGAUUUCGUUGUCAGUGGUGAGAUUGUCGAUUAUUCAGUGGCAAUUUCAAGAUCUGCUGAAGUGACUGUGAGCAGAACACCUCCAACUAUCAGUGAAACAUCAGUGACAGUUAUUCAAUCUCACGAUUCUGAAGUAGUGCAAGUUGUGACUCAUGUCCAAAGCAGUUACCAAAGUUCAAUAGAAUUCACUUCAACGAGACAAUCAAGUUUCAAUUUUGACUCGUCAUCAGCAACUUCAAUUAUCGGGAAUAAUGUCUUGUUUUCAAACGAAAAUGGCAUAGAAAGAGUCAUUUAUGGUCUCUUUGCCAUUUUGUCGAUCGUUUCGGGAGAAGUUCAGCAAUAUCCGCCGCCAUUCUACGUAUCCUACUUCGACGAUGCAUAUCCAUCUCCACCAGAUUGUUUAACCUCAUCAAACAAUAUUGGUUGUCAAGCUAAAGUUGUAAUCGCAAUUAUCGCAUCAUUAACGAACGAUAUUGAAAAUGUCCUCAGCGACUUUGAAGAUUACGAAACCGACACGUCGGCAGAUAUCGAUGUUUCAUGUCAGAACUUGGCAACAAGUGAAGCUGUUACUUCACAAUUAUCAUCAAUCAGAAAUGCAAUCCAAUCUUAUGUUGAUAACAAUUCCGAAGGAGUUCUUAUUGAGAUAAUUGCGUCAAACUUAGCACAGGAAUUUGAUUCAGCAGUUGCGUCAUUGCAGACAUUAAUCGACAACAUGAUGACUUGCUCAGACACUUUAACAGGAAGUUUGAGUUCGAAUCAUGUGAAAAUCUUCUCCGGUUGUGACGAAGACUCGACGUACCCUGAACUUUGUGACGUUGGCGGAACUAAAUACACAGAACGGUUGAACAGAAACGUCAUACGUUACACAAAUUUCAUCAGAAGACGUGCAGUGCAAGUACGUGAAACAAGACUUACGCGAUUUGAAGAGAAUGCAGCAACAGCAGUGGAACUUUUCUCGUCAAUCUUUUCAUUUAUUCGCACGAGUUUCAACAGGGUCCGAGGCAUUUUCAGCUUUGGAAUAAAAAUCAAUGCUCUCAACUUACAAUCCAAACUCGUUAAAUUGCUUGACACUUAUUCGUCAGUAAUAUCCAACACAAUCCCGAGCAUAACUUCAAUUUUAGAAGAAACUGAACAGGAAGUUGAAAAUAUCCAAAAAAGUACUUCAUUCGAUUUCUACAAGAGAACCAAUAAUUUCAUUGAAGAGAUUAUUACGAACUCAAAUGACUAUCCAUGCUGUAAUGAGUACGCUCAAAGCACUGUUGAACUUCAAGCUAAAUUUGCCAGCGAAUUUUCUGAUUGUAUUAAGGAAUCGUACAAUGUUUGGAAUGAAUUAGCAUACAACGUUACUUUGCAGCUAGCAAGAUCUGGAGAAAGAUUUAAUGAGAUCGACGUAGCACUCGACAAAUGUAUUCGAUUAAGAUGUGACAAAGUACAAUGUCUUAACCAAUACAUUGCAAGAAGGGACAGCACAAAAAUUAUAAAUUGCAUUUACGGUGUUGUUAAAAGCACUUAUGGCGUUCAAGACAUGAUGUAUUUGGAAGGUAACUUCACAAUUGAUGGUCUGAGAGCCAACAGUUCGAUCGCAAUUUCUGAAGCACAAGAAUGUAGCAACGCAGCAGUUGAAGCUGCUGAUACUGAAUUGGAGGAAAUCAAAGCUGCUUAUGAAGAUUGCAAGGUGAAUCGAUGGUGCGAUGCUAUGGCAACUACAACAACAACACCAGCACCACGAGCAUUUAGUUGUGAUGAUGCACGGAGGUUGCCCUAAUUGCUGGAAGAAUGGACAACUCAUAAUUGCUGCUGGUUAUGUUGCGUCUACAAUUUGUUUCUGGUGCCCAAGAAGUGGGACAUGCCCUGCUGACUACGAAAUGAAGCAAUACUGGACCCCCCUUGGGCAGCGUUGUUGCUGUUAUUAAACUUUUGGGGAAUCUUUAUGAUUUGCUCAACUCAGGAACGCAUUCAUUAUUCUUAACAUAAAUCGAUUUAAAUCGUUAAUUUUCGGUUUCAUUAAUGAAAAGUAUUAAAAAUGUCGGCUUAAGAAAUUUCUGACAAUUUUAAUAAUUUCAAAAUUUUGAAGAUUAAAAUUAACAAUUUCAAUCAAUUAACAGUUCGAGGAUGAGUUCUGUAAAAAUUAAUUCAUCAAUAAAAUGAAGCAAAC
Molecule: messenger RNA, 2276 nt
Organism: Clunio marinus
Lineage: Eukaryota; Metazoa; Arthropoda; Insecta; Diptera; Chironomidae
Source: the annotation of a GenBank genome assembly